Molecule: messenger RNA, 2736 nt
Organism: Eimeria acervulina
Lineage: Eukaryota; Apicomplexa; Conoidasida; Eucoccidiorida; Eimeriidae
Exons: 3
Coding region: 1-2736 (911 amino acids)
Source: RefSeq, a predicted model, not a curated record
AUGUCGCCUUGGGGUUUCUCCGCCCCCCCGCGUGGUGCUGCUGCUGCUGCUGCAUCAGAUGCAGCAACGGCAGCAGCAACAAAAGCAGCGGCAACAGAAGCUACAGCAGCUUCACAAGACCGAUCGAUAGCGAAUUUGCAUAAUGAAGACACAGCAACAGCAGUAGCAACAGCAGUAGCAACAGCAGUAGCAGCAGCAGGAACAUCAGCAGCAGCAGCAGCAGGAACAUCAGCAGCAGCAGCAGCAACAGCAGCAACAGCAGCAGCAACCGUAUCCAAAGGAGCUUCUUCCUUUGUCUCGCUGUCUCCUUCCUCUCAAUUCUGCUGCUGCGCUUCCUCUUCUUCGAAGUGCAGCAGCAGCAGCUGCUGCUGCUGCAGCACGACCAGUACCACCAGCAGCAGCAGCAGCAACAGCGCCGGCUCCUGCAGCACCAGUUGUUGCUGCAGCAGCACCAGCAGCACCAGCAGCACCAGCCGCAGCACCAACUGCGGCAGCAUUAACUGCAGCAGCAUGAGCAGCACCAGCAGCAUCUCUAGCAGCAGCAGCAGCAGCAGCAUCAGCAGCAACCGCUGCAGCGGUGGCGUGGUUAGGAGCAACAUGAGCAGCUGCUGCUGCUGCUGGCUGCCCCCUCCUUUGUUUGUGCGGGGUUUUAACGGGGCUUUGCAUGCAGCGCCCCGGGUGUAUAGGCAGCUUCCUAUUGUUCUAGAAGAAAGCAAAGUUUUGCUCAAGAGGGGCCCCCUGCUGCUGAUGGAGGGGGGGCCCCUCAGAGUUGGAUACGCCUGGAGAAGGUGCCCCAGCUGUGGGGCUGUUGCCUUCGAAGCAGCAGCAGCAGCAGCACCAGCAACAGCUGCAGCAGCAGCAGCAGCAGCAUUACCAACAGCGGCAGCACCAGCAGCACCAGGAGCAGCAGCAGCAAAUGGUGCUCCUACUCCUCCCACUAUCACUACUACUACUACUACUGCUGCUGCUGCUCCUGCUGCUCCUGCUGCUGCUGCUGCUGCUGCAGGUCCUGUAUUGUUAGAGUGGAGGCUAGGAGAAGAGCAGCUGCUGCGCCUCUUCUGGGUUGAGGGGGCAAAAGCAAUAAAAAUUGAUAUACCUCUCAAAGCACUAACAGGGAGAGUGUUUCUUCUUGCUGCUGCUGAUCUUCCUGCUGCUGCUGCUGUUGCUGAUGCUGCUGAUGGAGCGGUCGAGGGGCAGCAGGUGGACAGCGGCAGCAAAUGCAACAAGAGUAGCAGCAGCAGCAGCAGGAAGGGGCCCCUGCUGCUGCUAUGCCCUGCGGUGUAUCCUGAAGUGACAGUAGCUGAAGCUGAAGGAGACCCAAACGAGACGGGGCCCUUAGGAGACAGCUUAGGGGUCCCCGCUGCUGCUGCUGCUGCUGCUGCUUUAGAACAUAAGAGCUUCCAGAAGCAAAAUGAAUCUGCUAGCGGUACAGCAGCAACGGGAGCAGCAGCAGAAGCAGCAGACGCAUCAACGGCAUCAGCAGCACCAGCAGCAGCAGAAUCAUCAGGAGAAUCCACAGAAUCAGCAGCAGCAGCAGCAGCAGCUUUGCUGCUGCUCUCUCGCGAUGAAGAGCUGCUGCCUCCCCUGCGCUGCUACCGCUGGGCUGCCCCCGGCCCUGCGGGGCCCGUGGGGUGUCACUGGAGCGAAGGGACCCUGCUGCAGCAGCUAUCUAAGUGCAAGGAUUUGCUGCUGCAGCUGCCUGCUCCUGCUGCUCCUGCUGCUGCUCCUGCUGCUCCUGAUAAUCCUGAUAAUGCUGCUGCUGCUGCUGCUGCUGCUGCAAACUGCAGUUGGUGGUGGGUCGAAGAGCUCAGGAGACAGGGCCUGCUGGCAGCAGCACCAGCAGCAGCGACACCGGGAGCAGCAGCAGCAGCAGCAGAAGCAGCAAUCGCACCAGCAGCAGCAAAACCACCAGCAGAACCAGCGGCAGGUGCAGCAGCCGGUGAAGCAGCAGCAGCAGGAGCAGCAGCAGAAUUUAUUGAUAGUUUGCCUGCGGUGUAUGUGAGCGUCGAGCCCCUUGAAAGAGCAGCAGAACUGCGGUGUAUAUCCAAGGCAGUGCUGCAGAGACAGCCGCAGCUGCUGCUGCAAGGUGUAUCCUUUGGCUGUCUCUCGCAGCCUCUAGAGCAACACACAGAAGCAACAGCAAAUAAAUGCAAGCACUGCCCCGCUGCUGCUGCAGCAGCACAAGCAGCAGCAGCAGCACAAGCAGCAGCAGCAAAAACGGCAGCAGCAAAAACGGCAGCAGCAGAAUCAGCAGCAGCAGCACAAGCAGCAGCAGCACAAGCAGCAGCAACACCAGCUGCAGGAACACCAGCAGCAGCAGCAGCAACAGCAGCAGCAGCAGCAGGAACAGCAGCAGCAGCAGCAGAAACAGCAGCAGCAGCAGCAGCAAAUGAGGGAGGUGGGGCUGGAGCGUGGCAGCUGUGGGUGGAGAUGCAGCGGCAUCUGUCUCUGGGUUUGCUGCAGCCUCCUUCAUUUUUCGAAUGCUAUGCUGCAGCAGAGACUGCUGCUGCUGCUGCUGCUGCUGCUGCUGCUGCUGCUGCUGCUGCUGCUGCUCCUCUGUCUUUGUCUCUGCCUCUUCUUUUAUGUAAUUCUGCUCUGUCUCCUUACCUCCUCAGACAUUGUCUAAAAACCUUCGAAGUAGAGACAGCAGCAAAAGGAGAUGUUAUUCAAACAUAUCCCCCAGUUAAACGCAUCCACCAACUCAUAAACAAUACCCCUUUCAUGUUCGGGGGGUAG